Messenger RNA from Aspergillus eucalypticola CBS 122712, 837 nucleotides. RefSeq lists its product as uncharacterized. Lineage: Eukaryota; Fungi; Ascomycota; Eurotiomycetes; Eurotiales; Aspergillaceae. The coding region runs from base 275 to 694 and encodes 139 amino acids. The transcript has a single exon. The record is from RefSeq and is a predicted model, not a curated record.
CCAUCUUUCUUUUUUUAAACAUCUUUGUGAUUCUUUUGUGGUAAUGCGAAUGCAUCGAAAUUUCACAACUCAAAAGCUCAGCCGUAGGGUAUCAUAUCGCAAUGCCUGCUAAACGGUCGACUGCCAUCCUCGCUCUACCGCACAAGUCGUUCCAUCAUCUACCGCCGCCCCUCAUCGCUUCCUCCGACUCAUCGCUCUCCAUUGCCUCGACCAGCUGCCCCUCUUGCCUCCUGGCCCUUCAUGCGCUAUUCAUAUAUGCGGAAGGUUGGGCGCUAUGCCGACGGGCGCCGGACAACCAAAGCCAAGAAGAAAACGAAAUAACCCAAAAAAAAAAAAAAAAAAAAAAAAAAAGAAAAAAUUAACAAACAAGAACAGAAAUUGCGCAUCGUUCUAUGGUCCCAGCAGCUCCGGAAUCCCCUGUCCUUUGAAACAUAAGAUCCCCCAUUGUAGCCGAAACACCCUGCCAUGGACGCGAAAGAAAAUCCAGCCCCCGGGCACAUAUAAUACUAUUAAUAGACAAGCAUGGUUCAUGCAUCAAGCACAAUCGCUGACCCGCUCUCGCAUCUGUUCGGAUUGGGCACCUGCGAGGAUUGGGGACCGAGAGGACGAGCGUCAACGAAACAAGAAACAGGUCGAAAGUUGUACGUUGCGUAAAGAUUUUGCUGGACGGCGCAUUGUCGACCAACCGGUAUGAACAUGGGGAAGAUGCCGCCCCUGGUCCGAACCUCCACGAGGUCAUAUAAGAGAAGUAUGAGAUAGAGAGGCCAGGGGCAGACGUAAGUUGGGGAGAGGGAAAAAAGAGAUAGAAAUGCGAAAAGAAUAUCAGAUCACUGACUG